This is a messenger RNA of Telopea speciosissima, 945 nucleotides long. RefSeq names its product glucuronoxylan 4-O-methyltransferase 1-like. The transcript has a single exon. The record is from RefSeq and is a predicted model, not a curated record. NCBI's taxonomy places the organism in Eukaryota, Viridiplantae, Streptophyta, Magnoliopsida, Proteales, Proteaceae. Gene Ontology annotation, biological process: xylan biosynthetic process. Bases 1 to 939 code for a protein of 312 amino acids.
AUGCCUUCCCUUCCUAUGCAACGACCAGUUGAUGUGUACCUUAGCUAUCACAAAGAUUACCUCAACAAGAAGAACAAAAUAGAGGAGGAAAAGGGACUCAAAAGCAUGAGGGUCAGUGUAACAAAACCGAUUCUCAUCCUCUUCUUUAUUCUCUCUACCAUCACAUUACUUAGGCUCCUUAAGAUCACAACCAGUACUUCAUCUUCCUCUCAUCCAAAUCUUACUCUACCUCUAAUUCCUCCUAAAACUUGUUCUUCUCCAUCUCCAACAUGCACAGAGACCCCAGCACACCAUGAUUCCACUGCUGCUACCAUCCUUGCCGCGAAAGAAUUCCAACUUCUAUCUAAAAUUGUCUCCUUUAGAGCCCCCUGCAACCUACUAGUAUUUGGAUUUCAACCCCAAUUCCUCAUCCUCUCCUCUCUUAAUGGUGGUGGAACUACAGUCUUUCUUGAAGAAAACCCAGUAAAGAUCAGGGCUUUCUCAACAAAUUCCAAAAGCAUUCGUAUCUACAAAGUUGAGUAUUCCACUGUUGCAGGAGAAGCAUACAAACUUCUCAAACAAGCAAGGACAGACCCUGCUUGCACACCUCAACAGAGGCCACUUCAAGCCUCAACCUGCAAACUGGCAUUGACAAAGCUACCAUGGGAGGUAUAUGAGCGCAAGUGGGACGUGGUCGUCAUCGAUGGACCAAGAGGAGACAGCCCAGAAGCACCUGGGAGGAUGGCUGCAAUCUACACCAUUAGCAUGAUGGCAAGGGCAGGGAAUAUGACGGAUAUUCUGGUUCAUGAUGUAGAUCGGAUGAUUGAGAAGUGGUUUUCCUGGGAGUUCCUAUGUGAUGAGAAUCUGGUCUCAUCAAAAGGGAAGUUUUGGCAUUUUAGGAUCAAGGGCAACUUGAAUUCUACUAGUUUUUGCUCCAAUUCAGUAGUUCAAAUCCAGUAAUAUAUU